AUAAUGAUUUAUUAAAGAUGCAAAAUGCUAUGAGUAAUUGAGAACUUAAAUUAUUUUUUUUAAAUUCGGUUUUCCACAUCGUAAGCAUGGAUGUACUCAAUAAAUUUCGAUCUACAGUUACAAGUACUAUGUCACAACUGUCUACAGUACUACCUGGCAAUCCAGUUACAAGGGAGUAUGAAGCUACUACACAUAUUGCAAGUGCUGGUGUUGGACUGCUUUGGAAAAUAUACAGUGGUUAUAAAAAGUCAACACAGCAAUCUGCAUCCAUUUUUGUAUUAGAAAAGAGACAAUUAGAUAAAUGGUCAAGAACAGAACGAGAACACAUAAUAGAAGUUGUCAAAAAAGGUGUAGCCCAACUAGCCAGGCUCAAACAUCCCCAAGUAUUAACUGUUCAACAUACUUUAGAAGAAUCUAGAGAAAGUUUGGCAUUUGCUACAGAACCUGUGUUUUGCAGUUUGGCUAAUGUCCUUGGUAAGUUGGAAAACACACCUCAACCAUUGUCCAAAAGUUUACAAGAUUACAAUCUAUUUGAUAUUGAUAUCAAGUAUGGCCUAAUGCAACUUGGUCAAGGUCUAGCAUUUUUACACAAUGAUGCUAAGCUGCUCCAUCACAAUUUGUGUCCAGAAAAUGUUGUAAUUAAUGAACAAGGAGCAUGGAAAAUAUUUGGAUUUGAUUUCUGUUCUCAAAGUAUCAAUCCAGUAGAUCCAAAUCCUACAUGGCCUAGCUGGGAGUAUAAGGUAGAUGUGCAUCCUUGGGCACAACCAACUUUAGAUUAUUUAGCGCCCGAAUCAGGUUGUGAUCAUAUCCAAAUUAAAGCCAAUGACAUGUAUUCUUUGGGAGUAUUAAUUUUUGCCAUAUAUAAUAAAGGAAAUGCACCAUUACAGUCAAAUCAUGAAUGGUCUACUUAUAAACGCAAUUUACAAGAAAUGAAGUAUAAUACACCAAAAAUAUCAACUGUUGAUGCUGCUCUCCGAGAUCCAGUAAGAUUAUUAUUGAGUUUUAGACCUGAAGAUAGACCCGACGAACAUGAAUUUUUAAAAAUUGAAUAUUUUAAUGAUGUUGGCGUUAAAACUUUAAAUUAUUUGGAUUCACUUUUUCAAUGGGAUAAUUUACAGAAAUCCCAAUUUUACAAAGGCUUACCUCAAAUAAUGGAAAAAUUACCCCACAGAAUUUGUUUAAAAAGGAUUCUUCCAUGUCUUGUAAAAGAUUGUGUUAAUCCUGUUAUGAUACCCUUUGUUUUGCCAAAUAUUUUUUAUGUCUGUGAAAAUUGUACUAAAGAUGAGUUUGUUAACCAUAUUUUACCAUGCUUAAAGCCUAUAAUGAAAGUGCAUGAACCAGUUCAAGUUCCUUUCAUAUUUCUUCAAAAAAUGGAAUUAUUAUUAAAAUUAGCUCCACUAGAAGAUCUCAAAUCUGAUAUUUUACCAAUGUUAUAUAAAACAUUGGAAUUGGAUUCAAAACCAGUUCAAGAAACUUGUCUAUCAGUAAUUCCAUCAUUAGCUACUCUUGUAGAAGGCCCUUCCAUGAAAAAUGCUUUAUUACCUAGGAUUAAAAGAUUAUGUUUGUCAACUUCUGAUCUUUCAGUUCGUGUAAAAUGUCUUGUUUGCAUUGGUAAAUUAAUUGAAUAUUUGGAUAGAUGGCUAGUACUUGAUGAUAUUAUUCCAUUUUUACCUCAAAUACCUUCCAAGGACCCAGCUGUGAUUAUGGGCAUCUUAGGUGUAUAUAGGAUUAUACUUUCUCAUAAAAAAAUGUACAUUACAAAAGAAACUAUGGCUCUCAGUAUUUUACCUUUUUUAAUACCAAUGUGUAUUGAGAAUACACUAACGCUAAAUCAAUUCAAUGUUUUAAUAUCAAUUGUGAAAGAAAUGAUUAAUAGUGUUGAAACUGAACAUCGAGCUAAAUUACAACAAUUAAAUGAACAGCAUAGAUCAAUUUCAAAUAGUUUAACUUUAGAAAAUGGAACAACUACAAAGUCAAAUGGUUUAACUAAUGAAUUUCAAUUUGAAAGUUAUGUUGAAAAACCUUCAAUGCAAAUACCUGGUUCCAAUGAAAUAACAAAUAAUUUAUCUUUCAACUAUGAAAAAUCAAAGACAAAACAAUCUCAAGAUACAUCAUUCCGUACUUUUCAACAAGAUUUUACCCUUACUCCAAGUGUAGAAAAAAGCACCAAGAAUAAUCCAGUACCUAAGGAUCUCACAUCAUCUCUGAUUGAUUCAAAUAUAAAUCAAAUAAGUUGGUCAAAUCAGAUGAAACCUACUACAAGUUCACUAUCUCAAUCAAAAUCAAUGGGAUUUGAAAAUAAAUCAAUAAGUCCUCAAGGUAGGCUUUCAGGAUUUGAAAACAAUUCAGUUAAUCCACAAACUAAACCUAUGUCCCUUCAUAAUUCAGCAAAUAACUGGAAUGAUUUAUGGAUAAAACAAGAAGAAAGUCAGCCACAAGUUAAACAGUUGUCUAUAUCUGAUAUAAAUGAUUUAUUGAGCUGAAAAAUUACUUAAUCCACUAACCAGUAAUUGCUACCUAACUUAUUUAUUAACUUUAUUCAUGUAUUUUAUAUUUUAAACUUUAGUCAUUAUAUUUAUUUUUGGGAAUGAGUUCAUUAAUUCCUUGAUUCUUAAUUUUAUUGUCAUUCAUGUUUAAACCAGAUUACAUUUCCAUCAAAUCUUAAUUUACUAUUUAUCAAUUCAAAAUAAUUAAUUUUAUUAAAAUUAAUAACUAAUAUUUAUUUGGUUGUGUGCAUUCAAAACCAAAACUUAGCAUAUAAAAACCUAAAAUGUUUAAUAGUAUUAUUUUAAAUUAAAACAAAAUACUAGAAAGAAUAGAUUCAUUAAAAAUUUAAGUAUUAUUAAAUUGUUAAAAGUAUUGUGUUAUUACACACUAUUUAUGAAACAAAUAACAAAUGUAUUGGGUAGGUAACUUAUUAUUUAUUUUUAUUUAAUUUAUAUUAUAUUAUAUUAAUUCAUUUUUACAAAAUAGAAAAGUAAUAAUCAUGACUGACAGUUAAAUAUAUUUGUGAUUUAAUUGUAAUACUAUGCCAAAGUUACUCCAGUUGGCGGAUUCUUUGUUUUAGGAAACAUGUCUUCUUUUUAUUGUAGAUAUCAUAUUCACUUAUUGACUAUUGUUUUGAUAUGUAUGUAAUAGAUUGUGUAAUAAAAAUUUAAAAUUAAAAAAAAAAUAGUAACGGUAUGAAAUAGUAAACAACAUUUAACUGUAAAAUUUUAAAAAUAUUUUUAAGUUAUAUUCAACAUCAUUAAGAUUUUGGCAUACAAAUACAUAUAUGUAUAAUGUAGGCUUUAUAAUUAUGUUAUAUUAAAUAUAUUAUAUCUAUAUUAUUAUUAGAGCGCGGAUUUCUAUGCAAUUGCAUAUUUUUUUCCUUUUAAUAUUUUUGGAUUUUUGUCAGUUAUCUCCUUGAAUUAUCAUAAUUCAUAAUUUGAAGCUAAUGGUGACAUUAUUUUUUGCAUGUUUCUACAUAUUUAAAGGUUAUUGCAUAUUUUGGCAAAAUUCAAAAUUUAUUGCAUAUUGAAGCAAAAAUUUAAAAAAAUGUAUAAAAUAAUAUUUUGUUAAGUAAAAAAAUUAAAACUAACUUUCAUAGUCACUAAAUAAUAAUUUAUAUAUAUAUUUAGUUAUAAGAUAAAUAAUUGAUUACGACGUAAACUUCAAAUAUGCCCAAUAACUUCGGUUGACGUCGAACAUUCGUUCUCAGUCUUUAAAAAUAUGUUAAUCGAUAAACGACACAGCUUCACAGAAGAAAAACUUGAAGUGCAUAUGAUUAUUCAUCUUAAUAAUAAAUACAAUUUUAAAAAUAAAUUAAAUUUUUUUUUAUUAAGUAUGUAAGUAAUUAAUUAUUAUAAGUUUUAUUGUAAAUUUUAAAUAAAUAAAAAAAUUUUGCAUAUUUUUUUUACAUAUUUUCAUGAUUUUUACUGCAUAUUAUAUGGCAUAUUUCGAUACUUUUAAGUGCAUAAAUAUCCGUGUUCUAAUUAUUAUACAUCUUUAAAACUAACUUUUUGUUUAAGAAAAAUGCAUUUUAGUUUCUCUGCUAAAUUUUCAUAUUUUAUUUCCUCAAAAAUGGAUUGAUAGUAACCAGUAAUCAUAAGUAUAAAACACUAGUUCUAUAUCCUUAGUACGAAUUGAAUUAUUUUCUUUUAAUAUUAUACAAUCAUUACAAUUCAUUAUAAUUUUUAUAUAUUUAUACAGUGGUGGCUCAAAGGGGGUAUAUUUGAAUCACGCGAUACACAAAAAUAUUAAUGGGUGGGUGGGUGUCUUAUAUUUGGAAAAUGUAGGCUGGACCAUUUUUAUAGGUUGAUAAUUAAUUUAUAAAUAACAAACAUAAUAUAUAUAUAUCCGUUUAUAUGUACUCAGUGGAAAUUUUACAGUAAUAACUAAUAGUAAUAGACAAAUAGACAACAGUACCUUAGGUGUGGUAAAGUAUUAAAUGGAAAUAUUGAAUGAAUUUAUUAAUUUUAUAUUCAAGUGAGAAUUUAUUAGGUUUUUAGAAAGUGAUUUUGAUGAGCAAAAAAGGUCCUAAGCUAAAGAAUAAUUAUUUGAAAAUAAUUCACAUUAUCCAAUUUUAGGAGGGUGGGUGGUGGUAUAAAAAUAUUGAAUGUCAAAUGAAAAAAAAGUUCAAGCCGCCACUGCAUAAAUAUAGUUUAAUAUAAUUUUUAUUUAGAUUAGGAAUCAGAUUAGAAUCUACAUAUUGUGUUGAACAAUAAGCUUAAUAUGAGAAGAUACAAUAAUGACAAAAAAUACUCAGUGAAGAGACCUCUCACUUUCCAUUGGAAGUAACUUUGACAUGAAAUACAUACUAUAAUUAUAUUAGAUUACAUGCUUUUUUUUCUAUUAUUAUUAUGUAUAUAGAUAAGCAAACUGCAAAAUCUUUGUAUUAUUAUAACAGUAAAUUAAUUAUUAACAUUUUUAAUUUGUUUGCUCGCUGUAAAAUGUUGUAAAAGCCUAUAAAGACCAUAAUAUUGUAAUGAUAAAGAUAAACAAUAAUAGUUCACUAACUAUUGAAAAUUUGCAAAAUAUUUUAAAUAUUUAUGUAUUGCCCAAUUAAAUUGAAUAGUUUUGUAAUUGUUCAAAUAUCAUUACCAUAGGCAUUUUCUGCAUAGACAUAUUAUAGUACUAUUGUCUUAUUAUGAUAUUGAUUUAUGUUUCCAGAUUUCAUACAUUUUUGUAUGUACUCUAUUAGAUUUACAGUGAAAUUAUUAAAAUGACGAUAUUUAUAAUACACAUAUAAAUAAAAAUG
Messenger RNA from Rhopalosiphum padi (bird cherry-oat aphid), 5239 nucleotides. Its product is annotated as SCY1-like protein 2. Gene Ontology annotation, molecular function: ATP binding; protein kinase activity. Gene Ontology annotation, biological process: protein phosphorylation. The record is from RefSeq and is a predicted model, not a curated record. Bases 87 to 2483 code for a protein of 798 amino acids. NCBI's taxonomy places the organism in Eukaryota, Metazoa, Arthropoda, Insecta, Hemiptera, Aphididae. The transcript has 12 exons.